AUGAGUGCCUCAUCAACAACAACACCACAUCUAAUGUAUGAUGCUGUACCAGUUUUUACUCCAACUAUGGAGGAGAUGAUGGAUUUUACUGGAUACAUUGAACGAGUUGUGGAUCCUGCCUGUAUGUAUGGUGGUAUUUGCAAAGUAAUUCCUCCAAAGGAAUGGAAAGCCAAUAGUUAUAAUAUGGAAGAUAUUGAUUUUGAAAUUGCAACACCUAUCAGACAAUAUGCAGACGGAGCAAAAGGUGUCUUUCAAUUAUAUUUAGAAGAAAGUAAACAAACAACAUUUAAAAGAUGGUACAAGUCUGUUACCGAACGUGCUCCUCCAAUACCAGAUAAUAUAACAGAUUUAGAAGAACAAGUCGAUUUUAUGGAGAGAAAGAUUUGGAAGAAUAUUGCAUUCCGUGCUCCUCUCUAUGGAAGUGAUUUAUAUGGUUCAUUGUUUGAUGACCCAAAGACUCCUUGGAAUUUAAAUUAUCUCGAUUCAUGUCUUUCUAAAGUAUUAAAAAGACAAGGAAGUAUACUACCAGGUAUCAAUGCACCAUAUCUAUAUGUAGGAAGUUAUAAAUCUUGCUUUGCUUGGCAUUGUGAAGAUUUGGAUUUGUACAGUAUUAAUUAUAUGCACAUUGGAAGUCCAAAGGUUUGGUACACAAUUCCCUUCCCAUAUAAGAAACAAUUUGAAGAAUUAGCCAAAAAGUACUUCCCAGAGCCAUUUAAGGGUUGUUCACAAUUUCUCAGACACAAAACUACAGUAAUUUCACCAUUCACAUUGAGAGAGGUUGGUAUUAGAACAACUCGUGUGACUCAAUUGCCUGGUGAGUUCAUUAUUACACUUCCUGGAUCAUAUCACCAAGGGUUUAAUUGGGAUAUUAAUGUUAAUGAGGCUGUAAACUUUGCUACUAGGAGAUGGAUUGAUAUUGGAAGAAAUUGUUUAAGAUGUACUUGUGAUCCUGACACUGUGAGAAUUAAUUUGGAUGGUAUUGAGGAAUAUCUUGAUGCAGAAGAGUCUCUACAUGUACAUGCUGAUCAUGCCAGUAUACUGCCUCAUGAACCAACAGAUAUUCUCGAUUGUGAUCCAUCAACACUCCAAUACUAUGACCCUCAAUUUGCUAUGGAUCCUACAGAUCCAUCUUAUCCACUCUUUUUAGCAAAUGCAGGGCUAGAUAUUGCUCCUGUUCCACAUCAAAUGCCAAAUCCAGGAAUGAUUUCAAAAUACUAUGACGAAAUGAAUGCAUCCUACAGUUAUCCAUAUAAUAUCCCAACUAAAGUUUUUAAUCAUGAAAUUGAUAUGCCAAUGCUUUCCAAUAUUAAGAGUGAGUUUGAUGAUUUUCCAAUUACAGAAUAUAAGGUAGUCUCAAAUGAUGAAAAGUGUAUCAAGAUUAAAAUCACAACUAAUGGAGCUUUGGAGGGAGUAGAAGAACAAGAAGAGGAAGAGGUUGAGGAAGAGGAUGAAGAAGAAUAUGUACCAACAAAGAAAAAGAGAUCAUCGAGAAAGAAGGUUAAGAAGGAAAAGAAAUCAUCCAUUUCGAAACAAUAUAAAACUAGGAAGUCAACUACUACCACAACUGCAACUGCUGUUGCAACAAUUACCACCACUGUAACUCCUCUUACUUGCUCCACCAUUUCGAAAUCUCAUCACCAUCCUCUCUUUGCUAGGUUUUUCUCUAGGUCCAGACUUUUACGAAAAUAAAUUUAGUUUUACUCA
This is a messenger RNA of Naegleria gruberi, 1704 nucleotides long. Its product is annotated as histone demethlylase. Bases 1 to 1689 code for a protein of 562 amino acids. NCBI's taxonomy places the organism in Eukaryota, Heterolobosea, Eutetramitea, Acrasida, Naegleriidae. The transcript has a single exon. Gene Ontology annotation, molecular function: histone H3K36 demethylase activity; histone H3K9 demethylase activity. Gene Ontology annotation, biological process: chromatin remodeling. Gene Ontology annotation, cellular component: nucleus. The record is from RefSeq and is a predicted model, not a curated record.